Sander lucioperca (pikeperch) is the source of this 3753-nucleotide messenger RNA. RefSeq names its product UDP-GlcNAc:betaGal beta-1,3-N-acetylglucosaminyltransferase 5b (gene b3gnt5b). The transcript is spliced from 2 exons. NCBI's taxonomy places the organism in Eukaryota, Metazoa, Chordata, Actinopteri, Perciformes, Percidae. Gene Ontology annotation, biological process: brain development. Gene Ontology annotation, cellular component: membrane. The record is from RefSeq and is a predicted model, not a curated record. Bases 651 to 1814 code for a protein of 387 amino acids.
CCUUCCUUUCAUCAUUUUCUGCCCCUCUCUCUACAAGCACCACCCACCCACAGGGUAAGACUGCAGACCACUCCCACACCGUUGGAGGAAAGGGAAUGUGGGAGGGGAUAGAGAAGAACCACGGCAACUGGCACAUACUACCUAAUUUACAGUCUGCACAGACGGCAAAGGGAGGAUCAGAAAAAAGGAUUGGUGGCUGCUUCUGACAAACUUUUCACCUCCUGUCAUCUUAAGGAAAAGUGAACUUAAAGCAGAGAGGAGGAUCUGUGCAGCAGAGAAGAAGACUCAAGAAAGGAGACUGUUGCUUGGAUUCACACACAUAGUUUAUUUUUUGCCGUACUUUAGGACGACUUCAUGGGUGAAAGAUGAAUCUUCAGCUGUUGGGUGACUGUGUCAGUGAUUCUGCUGCGAUGGAGGACCCUUCCCAGCAGACCCAGUGACUCCCACCGCCGCCUUUGCCCCCUGCUAAAUGUGGAAAGCCUAGGAUGGAAGACCCACCAAGUGCUACUCUGAGGCACUGGAACAACACUCUCGACCUCCACAACCUCAACCAUCUCGCCUCUUCCUUCGCACACACUUGCACAACCAGCUGCUUCACCGCCAUCCCCAACCAGACAGGGGCCACGGUCACUGGGUGACAAGAUUCCAGCAUGUUUGUAAAUUUCCGCCGGAUACGAAAAUGCCAGUGUGUGCAGCUGAUGACCACCUGCCUGGUGCUGUCAGUGGUGAUGGUUUGCUGGGAGCAGCUGGACAACAGCGUCGUCAGCCACGUCAAGUCCUACUCCUACCGCUACCUGGUCAACAGCUUCACCUACAUUAACAGGAGCCUUACUAUCUCACACGAGCAGGCCAGAAGCUUCAGCAACUUCAGCUACCUGCUGGACCACCCGGAUAAGUGCGCCGGCAAGGACGUCCUCCUCCUCCUCUUUGUCAAAACAUCCCCAGAGAACAUUAAGAGGCGAAACGCCAUCCGAUCCACCUGGGGUAAUGAGACCUACAUCCAAAACACCCUGGGAGUGACAGUCAAGGUGGUGUUCGCCUUAGGAGCGCCUCAGACCAAGAAGGAGGAGCCCUCUUGGAGCAAGAAGAGCGGUGUUGGUUUUCAGCAGCAGCUCAUCCACGAGGACCGUCUCCAUGGUGAUUUGAUCCAACAAGACUUUUUAGAUUCCUUCCAUAACCUGACCCUGAAGCUGAUCCUGCAGUUCCACUGGAUGCACAGCCGCUGCGCACAUGCCCGCUUCCUCAUGACCGCUGACGACGACAUCUUCGUCCACAUGCCCAACCUGGUGAGCUACCUGCAGGACAUGAGCAGCAGAGGCGUUGCAGACUUUUGGAUUGGUCGAGUGCACAAAGGGGCGCCGCCAGUCCGCAGCAAAGACAGCAAGUACUAUGUGCCCUAUGAGAUGUACCAGUGGUUGUCGUACCCUGACUACACAGCUGGGGCCGGUUAUGUCGUCUCCAGGGACGUAGCUGACAAAAUAUACCAAGCCACGCUGACCCUGAACGCCUCUCUUUACAUAGACGAUGUGUUCAUGGGCAUCUGUGCCAAUGCUGCCGGUGUGUCACCCCAGGAGCACGUCUAUUUCUCAGGUGAGGGCAAAGCACCCUACCACCAGUGUAUCUACGACCAGAUGAUGACAUCACAUGGUCAUGUGGAGGAUAUCUAUGACCUGUGGAAGGCAGCGACCCACCCGCAGGUGAAGCAGAAGACCUCUGGACUCAUAGGGAGGCUGUACUGCACAGCUGUGAAAAUGGCUUUCCUUUGUAAACCAUACUAUUUUAACACCUACCCUUGCAAAGCAGCCUUUUUGUAGAGGUUGUGAGGUUUGUGUGCGUGUGACAGAGAGAGAGGGAGUGUGUCAUGGUCAUAGUGAAAGGAAGAUCAUUGCUACGAAUAUUACCUCAGUCCUUUCAGUCUUGACACCCGUGUCAAAACACUGGAGUAUAUGUUCUGUUUCCAGAGGCAAAGAGACCAGAGGAUUCAUGUUUGUCACUGUUAGUGAGGGAUCACCAACCCAUCAAUGACAGCUAGUCUUGGUGGUUUAAUAAGUUGAUAACAGUGGCUUUGCAUUGACCGCAGAAUGUGUUCCAAAUAGGUCCUUAAAAAGAUGCUGUUUACAUGUUGUCCCUACACAAACUCACCGGGCUCACUAAUGGGAUUUUAAUUAACUGAUUUAUUUUCCAUCUUAGCCAUUUGAUUAAGAGAGUACUUCCUCUUUGCCUUGGACUUUAUUUCCACUACUGUGACACACAAAAGGGUUGCCAAAACAUUGAAAUACUUAACAAACAACAGAACAUUUUCUUAACUCAAGGCCACCUCUCCCACUGGCGUUUACGUAUUUCAUUACCUUAACAGAGACAGAGCGCAUUUAAGUCCCACCCACAACGGAGGGGGAAAACAAUUUGAUGGUCAAUUGUCAAUUUCGUCUGCUAACAAACAGCAGAAAAAUGCCUAAAACCUGCUGUGUGGUGGGUUGCACUAACAACAGGGUAAAGAACCAAGAACUAAAUUUGUAUGAGCUGCCGAACCAAAAAAAAAAAAAAGGUUUCAACAAGAAAACAGUGGAUACAGGCAUUAAGACGUGAGAGGCAUCAGCAGGAAGUACAGGAAAACUGGGAUCCUUACACUCAGUAUGCCUAACGUUACAUGUGCACUGACAUUAAUUUUUGUCAUCACAUAUCAGUGGUCAGUUUUAGGAUUUUGACAGUAUGCAACUUGUGUUAUAGUUGAAUGUGGAUAAAUCAGAAAGCUAUGCAGUAUAGAGAGGUGAAGUCCCUCCCCUUCCGGUGGACCCCUUAUUUCGUAAAAAAUAUGUACAGUAGUGAAGAGGGGAGAGAAUUAUUUUUAUUUUUUUAUCCCGUUUUAAUUGAGCCAUGAAUUACACAUAUGAUGUACGUCACCUUGCUUGCUGCUCGGCUUGCUCGCAAACUAGCUAGCUUAGCUAUGUUCACACAACACAUCUAACGUUAUCUUGUCUUUUUAUUAGCUAGGAAGUGAGAGACGAGCAAGAUCCUCUGCUCGUUUGAGUAAAGUUACAUCCUGGUAUGAAACACAAGGUAGCAUCAUAGCUUCAGCGAGAUGUCACAUAUGUGACUGUGAAGUGUGUAGUCUAAUUACGUAUUUUCACUGUCUUUUACUUCAACAGUUUUACGAUAAAUUUAGACUUUCUUGACUUGCAAAAUUAUCUUUUAAAUUGAUGAACAUCAUAUGUGUAAUUCAUGGUUUAAUUCAAACGGGAUCAAAUAAUUGUCUUUCGCCAUUCACUACCCUUUCUAAACAAAAUCAUGAACAUAUUUUUUUCCGAAAUUGGGUCCCAUGGUGGUCCACCUGGGAUUUCACCUCUCUAUUAUAUUUGCAGGUGCCUUAGCUUGCUAACACAUAGCUAACAUUAGCUUACUAACAUAACUUGUCCUCUCUGGUAGACAUAGGUUGCUUAAAUAAUCAUUUGACAUGCUUAAAUAUAAUGUUUUUUGCUAGCUACAGGCACUUUGUUAACGUUUCAGCCCUUGGUUGCAUAUUGUGGUGCCGAUUGUUUUUCCCUCUGGUGGACAUGGCUUUUAGAGUAUGAUGCGUUGCAUUCUGUCUCUAUAGUAAAAUGCACAAGUGACACAUCCGGGUGUUCCUGAUGUGUAAUAAAAAUAUACAGUAAGUCAGUGAUGUGUCGCCAUGUGAUGAAGUGCAAACUUCCUCACAGUGAAGUAGAAUAGAUGUGUAACUAAGAAGACUUUACAAGAAGUUCCUGUGCUGGAAAU